Paramecium tetraurelia is the source of this 1224-nucleotide messenger RNA. RefSeq lists its product as uncharacterized. Gene Ontology annotation, molecular function: protein serine/threonine kinase activity; ATP binding. Gene Ontology annotation, cellular component: nucleus; cytoplasm. Gene Ontology annotation, biological process: mitotic DNA damage checkpoint signaling; protein phosphorylation. The transcript is spliced from 7 exons. Lineage: Eukaryota; Ciliophora; Oligohymenophorea; Peniculida; Parameciidae. The record is from RefSeq and is a predicted model, not a curated record.
AUGCUUUGUUAUCGUAAACACUCUCUUUUCACAAAAAAGUACCAUAUUUUCAAAAAUGAAAAUGAAAUUCUCUUAGGAGAAAACAUAACUAAAAUAAAAUAUACUAUCAAUCUCACUCCUUAAACUAUCAUUGAUUGGUCAAUUAAUUAAAAAACCAAGUAACUCAAUGGGUUUUGGUUAAUUUGGAAUAACAAAUAGAAGUUAUUCUUGAUGGAUGCAAUGAAUUGUAAUUUGUUUAAACAGUCUCUAAAUGGCAUAGUCACCUACGGAAAAUAUUAAAUUCUUUAUGAGCCAAUAAAUUCUAUAUCGCACAAUACUUUUGGCUAAAUUUAAUAACUUGUAAAAAUGAGAUAUCUUGAUUCUGGGGAUUCCUACAUGUGUAAAACUAUUUAAAAAUCUCUAAAAUAUACUGAUGAAGAUUUCUAUUAUUAAUUCGAAAUCCUUAAAUAAUUAGAUCAUUCGAAAAUCUUAAAAUUGAAAGAAGUUUAUAAUACUAACAAUUAGUAUCAUUUUGUUUUCAACUAUCCAGAAGGAGGUUCCUUGGUUGAUCUGAUCAAGUCAAAAUAAUUACCAUUCCAAGAAGUGAAAUUAAUAAUUGAAUAAUUGAUGUCAACCGUCUCCUAUAUUCAUUCAAAAGGUUAUGUUCAUAGAAACUUAAAACCAGAACAUAUAUACUUUUAGGAACCGAACAACCUUGAAACUCUCGUCAUUUCAGAGUUUGAAUUGGGAUGCAGAUCAAUAGAUUUUCAGAAUAAACGUCUAACUUACAGAGUUCAUGGUUAUUCUGCACCCGAAAUUAAGUAGGAUAUAGUUACAUAAAAAUCUGAUAUUUUUAGUUGCGGUGUCAUCUUAUACAAAAUUAUAACUAGAAAAGAUUUAUUUGAUCAUGAAUCUAAUACAUAUGAUGAAAAAAUGAUGUUGCAUUUGAUCAAUUAAUCAGACAUCGAUAUCUAAUACUAGAACUUACUUAGAAUGAUGCUUCAAUUCAAUCCUGAAUUAAGGGCGACUGCAGAUCAGUGUCUAAACAUAAUUCAUCAACUAUCAUAAAGAACUCCUUAUUUCUCUCGUUCUCUCGAUAAGACCCAUAUAGAUACCAAUAGCAUUAACAAUGAAAUAAUUUCAAUUAAUUUGAUUGAGGAUUAAGAUGAACUUUCCGAAAAUCAGGAAUUUAUUUAAGGGUUACCCACCAUUCAAAUUAAUAGGAGAACAGAAAUGUUUUAUUGA